Molecule: messenger RNA, 813 nt
Organism: Rotaria sp. Silwood1
Lineage: Eukaryota; Metazoa; Rotifera; Eurotatoria; Philodinida; Philodinidae
Source: the annotation of a GenBank genome assembly
AUGUGUGUAAUGAUUGGUUCAAAAUUAUUUAAUGAUUUUUUAACCAAAAAUAUUGUAUUUUGUUAUGCCUUUGGUCUAUUCUAUGAUAUAUUUGAAUGUUCAAUGUAUUAUAGUUAUUCUAUACAAGCAUUUUAUCGUUUAUGUAGAAUAGUUUUCUAUAAAAAGAAAUAUCUGGUAUCUCAUUCUUUAUACAUUAUAUUGAUUAUUAUUCAAUGGCUAUUGGUAUUAGGUUUUCUUGUGCCAACAAUUUUUUUCCAUUGGUAUUCUCGUUUACCAACAGAACAAUAUUGUAUUAUUCCUUAUACAAAUAUCCGUGCAGAAAUCUAUCAUAUUCUUCUUUUAUAUAUUAUUCCAAUAAUAUGUAUUACAACAACAUAUAUAUGGAUAACGAUAUUUAUGCAUCAGAGAGCUCAAACAUCACUGAUUGCUAGUACAGUUUUACGACGAAAACGAAAUGAAAGAGAUUUAAUAGUUAUUAAACGUAUUAUAUUGUUAACAUCAUUAUUGAUUAUACUACGUUUUCCAACAAUCAUCUUUAUAGUAUAUGCAGUUAUGAGUGGAAAUGUAUUUCUAUUUACAUAUGAUAUAAUUGGAAUUUUUACAUCAACAUGUUUGAUAUUUAUUGGAAUUUCAACAAUUUAUACAACACCACAAUUACGAAAACUAGUCGAUAUUUUGGCUCAUCCAAAUAAUCGAGUGCACGUGGAACACAUAGCAAUGAAUCCAAGGGGUGUUUCAAUAGCAACAGUCGGUGAUACCACGAUCACUCAAAAAAGCAAACAGAAAACUGUUCAGUUUGUACGAAAUCCUUGA